Molecule: messenger RNA, 1256 nt
Organism: Ochotona princeps (American pika)
Lineage: Eukaryota; Metazoa; Chordata; Mammalia; Lagomorpha; Ochotonidae
Gene: TOP6BL
Product: TOP6B like initiator of meiotic double strand breaks
Exons: 10
Coding region: 181-1179 (332 amino acids)
Biological process (GO): meiotic DNA double-strand break formation; reciprocal meiotic recombination
Source: RefSeq, a predicted model, not a curated record
GAUGAACCUACUCUGAGCUUGUCCGACACAACUGUGCUCGUCGUCAGCCGUCAGCAUUAUGUGAGUUCAGAAUUUGGUACAACUGAAUCACACUGCAGCAGAAUCCACCCUGUGCUGGGACAACCUGUGACUCUUCCCAUCCCCGAUGACGUGGCCGGCACGGACUUGCUGGGAGAGCUGAUGCUCACCACAGCUGCUGCUCUGUGGCCCAGCCCAGGGCUGCUUGCCAACCAGCCGGGCAGAAUGUCUUCACUCUACAUAUUUCUAUAUGGACCUUCAGGUCUUCCUCUGAUGUUGUCAGCGUGGGAGGAACCAGUCACCACUGUCUUCAAAGAUACCUCUUAUUUCAUCGACUGGAAGAAAUAUAAUUUGUGUGUGACGCCCACUUUGGAUCUUGACUUGGACAGAGAUUCGCUGCUUCCAGAUGUGAGUUACCGGGUGGCGUCCAGUCAAGGGGAGCAGUCUCAGAAUGUGGACCCUCGAGGACAGACCCUGCUGCUUUUCCUCUUUGUGGAUUUCCACAGUGGAUUUCCAGUCCAGCCAAUAGAAAGCUGGGGGAUCCACACUCUGCUCACAGCGCAUCUUGGUGCCGUCCUCAGAGAGAGCCGCCACAGGGUGCGGGAGUCGGUCCAGUUCACCGUGGACCAAGUCCUGCAGCAGCAGCAGCAGGCUGCCAAGUCCCAGCAGAGACUGCAAGCCUCCCUGUCUGUGGCUGUGAAUUCCAUCCUCACCGUUGUGACUGGGAGCACCAGCAGCAGCUUCCGGGAGACCUGUCUCCAGGCCCUUCAGGCAUCUGACACGCAGGAGUUGGGGACCAGACUGCACGAAGCAUUUCAUGAGAUCACCCAGCAGCGACUGCAUCACCGUUGUUCCUGUGACAGAAAGCAGCAGCUGACCCCAGAGGAGGCAUCAGCCCAGGACACUGAGGCCACCCGUGAGCAUGUCAGCGCUGACCACACUGAGGCGGCCGGCGCGCCCGCCGCAAGCAAGAGGCGCAAGGAGGACGAGCGGACAGCCCCCCGGCCAGCCCGGGCCCCGAGCCCGCCCGCGGCCCCCGUCGAGUGGGGCGGCCUGGAGGACGCGCUGUGGCUGCAGGAGGUCUCCAACCUGUCCGAGUGGCUGCGCCCCGGCCCGGCGCCCCGCGCGGCCGCCUCCCCGCCCGCCCGCGGUCCCCAAUAAAGCUCUGUGUCCACGCGCGUCUCCUCCGUGAGGGCGGGGGCGGGGCCGUGACGUCGCCGGCGCGCCGCGGGCUGCGU